Rhizoctonia solani is the source of this 2610-nucleotide messenger RNA. RefSeq names its product alpha-L-rhamnosidase. Gene Ontology annotation, biological process: carbohydrate metabolic process. NCBI's taxonomy places the organism in Eukaryota, Fungi, Basidiomycota, Agaricomycetes, Cantharellales, Ceratobasidiaceae. The transcript is spliced from 11 exons. The record is from RefSeq and is a predicted model, not a curated record. The coding region runs from base 1 to 2610 and encodes 869 amino acids.
AUGAGAGCGGUCUUACUGUACAUCCCGAUGCACACUUUACUUAUAUCUACUUUUGGAGUUCUUCACGUAUUUGGGGCAGUAAUUGGUCAGCCCCAUGUCGAGCCUCCAACCUUUCUCAACCAGUUAUUCCGGCCAGUCGUGCCUUACACCUUCAGGCCUACCAAGGUCCAUUCCACAAAGGGCUCAGUAUCCAACGCCGACGGGCUCGUUCAGUCUAGUGGCCCGAGUAGUCGCAACGGCACCCAAACAGUAACCAAGUUAUCCCCAAACUCGAGUAUCAUCCUGGACUUUGGUCUGAACGUUGGUGGAUAUCCACUAUUUGAAUUUGGUUCAGGUGCUCUGGAUCAUACUGCCGCUAUUCGAUAUACGGUAUCAGAGUCCCUCGCUGCACUUAAACCUGGAGUGGGUGACGGUUACCCCUUCAUGGGAUUCGCCGGUGCUCGAUCCCGGUCUGAGGUUAUUUCCGUUCCCGGAUGGGGAGAACGAUGGCUUGGAGGGGCCAUUCAGGGCGGGCAGCGAUUUAUUCUCGUUGAGCACAUCACUGGGACAUCGGACAUAACAAUUAACGAAGUUGGCUUUCAAGCCGCAACUGACGUUACUCCAAUCCCCGACCUUCCUGGGGCCUUUAACUCAAGCGAUGAAUAUUUGAACGAGUUAUGGAUGGCUGGUGCCCGGACUGUGCAAUUGGGCUGUACAAGCAAAGGCAGUAUUGCACCAGCGUGGCAUGUUUCCGCGAUAGGCACGUUAAUCGAAUCGAAGAACAUUGCUGUCCAUCAAAAAGGCCAAGUGUGGGGCCAGGUCGAUUUCAGUAUUUCUAUCUACGUUAUCAGCGGCUCUAUCUUCACCGUAAACAAGGGGAACCUGUUUGCUCCCGAGCCUGGCCCCACGGUAUUUUCUUUGAUAUUUGGACCCGACGGGGCGGGUACAUUCUCACGAUACCAAGGUUCAUCGGUCGAUUUUCCGUCUGGACUACUGACUCCUGGCAAAUGGCACAAUCUCAAAUUCUCCGUUCGCGGUGAUACCAAUGCGAGCAUGACAUUGAGCAUAAAUGAGGUUCAAAUCGGAGCAGUAUCAUUUGAUGGCACUCCAUCUGCGGGGCCUCUGGGGAUCUCUGCCGGAACAGAUACUGCAGUUAUUGUCAAGAAUUUUUUGGUUCAAGAUAUUGAUGGGAAUACACUAUAUUUCAACAGCAUGACAAGCCAGAGUGCCUUGGAAGACUUCGCGACUGGAACCAACUACUAUGGCACGGAGCUAAGAGAGACCGAGUGGUAUGGGCAGGGGAUUUCUCGAUUUUUGGUCCCACAGUGGCAAUUUUAUUCAACAGCAAAUGUCGAAGCGGUUGCGGGGAGCCUCCUGUUGUUUACUGGUAUACAGGACGCGCAAGGGCAGAUUUCCACCUCCAUACUUCCCAGCGCAGUUCCUUCAGAGGUUCCAACUAACGAAUGGAUUGGUAAUGACUUCUAUUCCCUCGUAUAUGCGAUAUCAGCAGCCAAUGCUUGGUAUGAAUGGUAUCAAUACACCGGCGAUGUACAAUUUCUCAAGAAGUGGUGGCCCGCAAUCAAGCGCGACAUUGAAUACGGCCUUUCCUUUCUUGAUCGUGCGACUGGGCUCGUUACUGUGGAAGGUUACACUUCCUUGAACUUCAACUAUUAUGAUGGUACCACUCCGGGUACUCAUAUCAGCGCGAACUCGAUUGUCGUGUGGGCCCUGCGUAAUGCUGCUCUCAUUAGUGAUGAUAUCGGUGACUCCGUCGCUUCGGAAUACCGUGAGGUUGCCGACAAGAUCGAAAAGGCGGUCAACGAUCGGCUGUUUAGCAAAAGAACAGGCGCAUACAUCCUGGUAGAUGGAAAUGAUACCGUCGGAAUAAGUCAGGAUGGCAACUCGUACGCAAUAUUAUCCGGCAUCGCGAGCGCGCCAGGUGCACCGAGCUCAGCGAGCGCAGUGAUUGAAGCCAUGCGAACGCUUGACACACCAUUCGGACCUCUUUCGUUCUCAAACACAAGCCGGUUCCUUCCGAUCGUGUCACCAUACGCAUCUGGAUUUCAUACAUGGGCAGCGUUCGAAGCCGGGAUGGACGAUGAAGCAAUAAGGCUGAUGCGGACGGUAUGGAAGAACCAGACAGACGUGAACAACCCAUGGUACACAGGGAUGACAUGGGAGUUUAUAAACGGAACCAGCGGAGAGCCAUACAAUUCACAAUCCUCAUCUCAGGCUCAUGGAUGGGGUAGUGCUCCUACCUGGCAGCUAUCUCGCUACGUGCUGGGUGUAUCUCCUGCAGCACCUGGCUACUCGACAUGGUCUUUUGCACCUCGCACGGUUGGCCUGACGUAUGCGAAUGGACGUGUACCGACACCAUGGGGAACGAUCGUUGCAUCAUGGGAGAGUACGGAGUCUGGGUUCAAGAUGCAAAUUAGUGCGCCACCUGGGACGGACGGGACUAUUGUGGUCCCAAGAGCUGCGAACAAAACAGUGAAUAUCAACGGAGUAUCCAUAGGGCCGAGUGGAAACACCACUUUACCGGAGGGUAUUACAUGGGCAGGAGUAGAUGGGAACUCCUACCGGGUGAACGUGACUAGUGGAAAAAAUACCAUGAGUAUCUCUGUCCGAUAG